Messenger RNA from Anneissia japonica, 7235 nucleotides. RefSeq names its product serine/threonine-protein kinase MRCK alpha-like. Lineage: Eukaryota; Metazoa; Echinodermata; Crinoidea; Comatulida; Comatulidae. Gene Ontology annotation, biological process: actomyosin structure organization; peptidyl-threonine phosphorylation. The record is from RefSeq and is a predicted model, not a curated record. Gene Ontology annotation, molecular function: ATP binding; protein binding; protein serine/threonine kinase activity. The transcript is spliced from 37 exons. Bases 683 to 5839 code for a protein of 1718 amino acids. Gene Ontology annotation, cellular component: cytoskeleton; cytoplasm.
GACCCACAAUUCUUGAUCGACAGCCAUCUUUCUUCUUCCUGAUUUUUGUUUUGUGCUGCUAGCGCACACAAAAUAUAGCCUAAAAUCCUGUAACUGUGUUAGUAACAACACAUUUUUUCAUGGGAUGAUACUAUUUAUUGCCAGUUGAUUGACUGUACUACGUUCUGAAAGGAAGUGAACAAAAAUCAUUGAUUUCACUUUCAUGGAACCGGAGUUUGUUGGGGAUACCCUACGUUACGAACGAGCGUAUCGGCAUUGCCUAUCUUUCGGAAGUCUGAACCGAAAAGGAGUUUACAGUUGAGGCGGAGUAGACGGUUGAUCGAGUUUGGAUAGAAGUUUCACUUUUUUGUUUAUUGUUUAUCGGCGUUCGUCAACCAAGUAUAGUUUGGUUGAUGAGGGAGGAAAUUAUAUGUAAAAUGCGUAUGAUAAUGUAUUGUAAAUCGAAAAGCAAUAGCCGUAUUUUGGUUCUUAAGUGGUAGAAACAGUGUACAUAAUCAUCAGGGAGUGGCAAUCACACUGUCACUACCUAGAAUAAUACUAAAAUUUUACCAACAGUCCUAGGCUAGGCCUAGACUAGCCAAGGCUGCCUGCAAACCCCCAGCUGCUGACCAGAAUAGGAAACAACAGUUGUUGUAACUUGAAGCUCUAUGAUUUGGUUAAACAUAGUCUAAACUGAGGAAUAAUGGAUGCUGAGAGCAGACUGAAGACGUUGGAAAAGCUAUACAGCAGUGGUGUGCAGAACAGUGAUGGCCAAGCGGUCAGCACCGAAACACUGCUGGACAUUUUUGUGCUGCUUUUUACAGAGUGUAGUAAUUCAACUCUUAGAAGGGAAAAGUCCAUUGCUGAUUUUGUCAGAUGGGCACGACCCAUUGUUUCCAAGAUAACUGAGUUGCGUCUUCAUCGAGAUGACUUUGAAACACUUAAAGUUAUUGGGCGUGGUGCAUUUGGUGAGGUUGCUGUUGUUAGGCAAAAGGAAACACAGAAGGUUUAUGCCAUGAAACUUCUCAACAAGUGGGAAAUGUUGAAAAGAGCAGAGACAGCCUGCUUUAUAGAAGAACGUGAUGUUCUUGUGUAUGGCGACAAACGGUGGCUGACAAAUUUACACUAUGCAUUUCAAGAUCAGGAUUACCUUUACUUGGUUAUGGAUUACUACAGUGGAGGUGACCUAUUGACCUUAUUGAGUAAACAUGAGGAUCGUUUACCUGAGUCUAUGGCACAGUUCUACAUUGCUGAGAUGGUGCUUGCUAUUGAUUCCGUACAUAAAAUGGGCUACGUGCAUAGGGACAUUAAACCAGACAACAUACUUGUUGACCAGCAUGGUCAUAUUAGACUCGGUGAUUUUGGUUCAUGUCUAAAGAUGUUGGAGGAUGGUGCCGUACAAUCUUCAGUUGCUGUAGGUACUCCGGAUUACAUCUCACCAGAAAUUCUCAGGGCGAUGGAAGAUGGUAGGGGACGAUAUGGUGCUGAGUGCGAUUGGUGGUCAUUGGGGGUUUGCAUGUACGAGAUGCUUUUUGGGGAAACGCCAUUUUACGCAGAGUCGUUGGUUGAAACGUAUGGCAAAAUUAUGAAUCACAAGAAUCAAUUUGACUUCCCACCUGAAGAGGUUGAUGUGUCAGAGAAAGCCCAGGAUCUUAUACGAAGGCUGAUAUGUGAUGCAGAGCACAGGCUAGGAAGGAAUGGUCUAGAUGACUUCAAGAAUCACUCAUUCUUUGAAUCCAUUGACUGGGAUAACAUAAGGAACAUGACUCCACCCUACAUUCCUGAUGUGAAGAGUCCAACAGAUACAUCAAACUUUGAUGUAGAUGAAUCAGAUUUGAAAAACUCGGAAGCAAUGCCACCAAACACGCAUGCAGCCUUCAGUGGGAAUCAUUUACCAUUCGUUGGCUUUUCAUUUACAAGAAAUAGUAAUUUGUCUGACCUGGGGUCAUUAGCAACUGCAAAGGGCAUUGAAAUAAAAACGGAUGGAGUUGUUGACAGCCUUACCAUUGAAGGGUAUGAAAGGCGCAUUAAGAGAUUGGAGGCAGAAAAGUCUGAACUUAACAGGCGUUUAACAGAAUCUUCAGCUCUACUCCAAGAUGCUAACAUCUCUGGACAAGGUUCCUCUUCGACGAACACUGCCGAUAUUCAACGGCUCAAAUCUGAGAUCAUGCUUUUAAAGAAGCAGGCUGCAGAUACUAAAGAUGAAAGUAGUAACAUGGAAAGGAAUUUGAAAGAAGCAUUAAAAUUGAGGAAGGAUCUGGAGAGUGUUGAAGAGGAGAGGUUACUCAAAAUAAAAUUUAUUGAAAAGUCGAAUCGGGCACUAAAAUCUGAAAAGCAGGAAUUAACAAAGGACUUUGAAGAUGCUCAAGAGCGGUUGAGAAUUCAGGCCAAGGAACUCAAAGACGCUCAGUCACAACGAAAACUAGCAAUGCAAGAAUUCUCUGAAAUCAAUGACAGAUUAUCCGAUCUUCGUUCUCAAAAACAGAAACUCUCACGAAGUUUACGUGACAAAGAAGAAGAACUAGAUAGCAGUUCCCAAAAAAAUGAGAAAUUGCGCCUUGACUUUCGCAAAUCGGAGAAAAAGAGGCGAGAGCUUGAAAUCCAAGUUGAAGAGAUGCAGACUGACCUGAAUAAAGAAAAAAAGCUAAAAAACCAGAGUAAUAUUUAUGCUAAUCAAUUGGAAGAUGAAAAUCGUCAGUUAAAGCAGAGUGGAGGCAUACAAGGGGUAGAUGCUGUACGACAACAAGAGACUGACAACUUAAAGGCUGAACUUGAAAGAUGUAAAGAAUCUCACGAGGAAGCACUUACAGAUGAAAGGACCAGGCAUGCCAAAGAGGAGAAGAACCUCAAAGACCAGAUCUUGGACAAUGAACAGCAGAUACAGGUGCUAGAAAAAGAAGUUGCGACUCUGAAAGAAAGAAGUGAGCGUGAUGUUGUGUAUAAUACUAAUCAGCAGAAAGAUAUAAUUUCAGAUUUGAGGAGAACACAUGAACGAGAAAAGUCCAUUUUGAAGGAAGAAAACCAGAAGUUGGCCACAGAAGUUGAAAGGAAAUCAAUGCAACUAGAAAAGCUCUUGCGAGAACAUAAGAACUUGGAAGAGGAAGUUCGCGACAUGUCAGAUAAGAAAGACUCAAUUGCACACUGGGAAGCACAGAUUGCUGAAAUUAUCCAGUGGGUAAGUGAUGAGAAGGAUGCACGAGGAUAUCUCCAAUCACUUGCCACCAAGAUGACUGAUGAGUUGCAGGGUCUGAAAGAUUCUGGACCAAUGAGGGAAAAGGCUUGGCAGACAAGGCGAUCCCAGAAGAUGGAAAAGAUGGAACUUUUAAAUUUGCAAUCCCAAUUGAAAAGCGAAAUCAAUGCUAAGAAUGGAGCUUUUCAAGAACUUAAAGAAGUAAAAUAUGCUCAAUCAUUUGUGGAAAAUAAGUUACAGAAAUCACAACAAGAGAAUGAUGAUUACAAGCGUGAGAUAGAAGAACUUAAGUUAAAGAUUGAGGACCUGGAGUCUAAGCUCCAACAGUCAGAAAGCUCUGAGGGCGCUCAAUACUUCAGGAAUUUCUUGAGAGAAAAUACGUCAAUAUUUAGUGACGACACAACAAACGUAACCACUGAGAUUGAUGGGGAUGAUUUCAAAGCAAUACCAGAAACACAUGAAGAUUUAGAGAAUGAUGAUAGUAAGGACCAUGAAAGACUUCCAAAAACAAGUAUACCUCCUUAUGGCAAAACCAGUUCUUCACAUCAUCCUGAACCCAAAGCACAUACAUUCAAGGUUCAAUCAUUUCAUACACCAACAAAAUGCAUGCACUGCACCUCACUCAUGCUGGGUCAAGACAGGCAGGGAUUAUCUUGUGAUGUCUGCAGGUUCGUAUGUCAUUCAUCGUGUGCUGAGAAGACUCCAGGUGUAUGUCCGAUGCCAGAAUUUCAGAGCAAAAGGCCCCUUGGCAUAGAUCCAAAUCGUGGCAUAGGUACAGCAUACGAAGGAUUCGUUGGAAUACCAAAACCAGGGGGUGUGCGCAAGGGAUGGAUGCGACAAUAUGCAGUUGUAUGCGACUUUAAACUGUUCUUAUUUGACAUGGGGGAAGGGCGUCUUGCUGCACCUACAAACAAGAUAGCACAUGUAAUUGAUAUGAGGGAUGAGGAAUUUUCUGUGAGUUCAGUUCUGGCUGCUGAUGUAAUCCAUGCCAAUAGGAAAGAUGUACCAUGUAUCUUUAAAGUGUCGGCAUCGCAACUGAAUCCCCCAAGACUGCAGGCACAGCUACUGCUCCUGGCAGACACAGAGGGCGACAAACAUAAAUGGGUUCAGGCAUUAUCAGAAUUAGGUCGUAUACUGCGCAAGAAUAAACUGCCUGAUUUGUCUGUGUUCGAAGCUAAGGAAAUUUACGACAGCUCUUUACCUCUUGUAAAGAUUACUCAAUGUGCUGAUAUUGUAGAUGGAAAUAAAUUUGUAAUGGGAACAGACGAUGGAUUGUAUACAGUAGAAAUCUCAACAGGCUAUGUGGUAAGAGCAGACAGUAAACGAGUUUAUCAAGUUCAAGUUUUAAAAGAAGACCAGCUUGUUAUUGUCAUAUCAGGUAAGGGGCGCCAUCUUCGUCUGUUUCCAAUAGCAGCCCUGGAUCAGGAUGUCAGUAGUAUCAAAGUUGAGGAGCCUAGGGGUUGUACUAUGUUCACCACGGGCAGGAUUCGUCAAGGCUCCACCACAUGCCUAUGUAUUGCCACCCGUCGGCAUGUUUAUGUAUAUGAACUUAAUCGUACACGUGUACGACAUAGAAAGAUCAAAGACAUUGCAUUGCAAAUCCCAGUCCAGUGUAUGGAAGUGUUUGGAGGUAGACUGUGUGUUGGGUAUUCGUCUGGUUUUGGUCUCUAUACAAUACAGAAUGAAGGAACACACUUGCAAUCUUUGGUAAACCCAGAGGAUCCUACCUUAGCCUUCAUUACAACGUCUCCUCUGGACUCAUUAGCGGUCGUUGACCUCAAUUCAAAGGAAUACCUUCUGUGUUUUAUGACUGUUGGCGUGUAUGUUGAUUACAAUGGUAAAAGGUCAAGGCAUCGGGAGCUGAUGUGGCCAUCACCUCCAACUGCAGUUUGUUAUGCUGAGCCAUAUCUAAUAGUGUAUAGUGAGACUUCUGUUGACGUGUUUGACAUUCAGGAGAUGCAGUGGAUCCAGACAAUACCUAUUAAGGGGACACGAGUCCUUAGCCGUGAUGGAAGGUUAAACUUGAGUUUUGUUACUGAUCUGCAUCAGCCGAGACUUGUAUACCUUAAGAACAAGAACUCUGAUGACAAGGGCCUUGAAUUACCAGAGAAACAAACCUCAAAAGAUCGCAGAAAAAUAUCAUUUAAGAGUAAAGAUGAAAUGAAGAGGACAAUUAAUAAGAAGUCGAUGAUAUCUGGUCCAUCCAAUUUCAAUCACUUGGCUCACAUGGGUCCAGGAGACGGCCUGCAGAUACUCAAAGAUUUACCGAUAAACAAACCACAAGAGGAUGCACCACCAGGGAUGGAGAGAGUGAAAAGUAUGUUCCAACCGGCAGGCUUGCCACCAGCAACUGCUAGUAAACCAAUUGUGCGACAGAGACCGCACACGACCAUUCAGAUAGGUGGACGAACAGACGCUAACAACGUGAAUGGUAGCGAGCCGUCUACUAGUCCCAAGAUGGAUAUGCAGCAUUCGCCGGAAGGCUUCCUGCCGAGGUCCGAUAUGAGUUUAUUCGGAGAAGACUUUACAUUUACAUCAAGUCAUAGGCUGUCUUUAGGUUCAAAUAACAGCUCCAGCUCCCCGCCCACUCCUCAGAGAACAAGUUUUGUGGAGCCGGACCAAGGCUCAGCAGGCUCGGGCUGGGAAAGUGAGGACAAGACCUCCAACUAAUCUGACAUCUGUUGUCAAAGCAAUUAUUGUGUACAUCUGCCUUUAAAUAUGAAAACAUGCCAGUAGACCUGUUGACAAAUAUAGAUAGUAUGCACUUUGCUUUGAUGUAGGCCUAACCAGUGUUGAGACACUGCGAUCAUCAUCAUUAACAUAAUCAACUGCUUAUUUCCACAUACUGUAUUAAACCAAUUUCUGCUACUAGAUGCUGGUUUUCUCCUCUACAACUUGUUUUUCAAACUGAACUAAUUUUGCAGCUUCAUCUCUAGAAAAAAUUGUUACAAUUCAAGUUGUUUGUAAAUGGAUUUUAAUGUUUGGUCAAAACUGGUGAUUAAGUGAAUUUGAAAUGAAUACUUAGAAAUGGCAAUUAAGAACAAAAAUUAGCACUAACUAAAAAUCAUGUCAAAGAAUAAAAGAUAUAUAAACUAUAUACAGUAUAAGAGUGGAGUUAAUAGACAACCCAAUGAUAAAUGUGUGCGUGUGUGUGUACUUAAUAUAUAAAACAAGUAAGUAGAUGGUGAAAAAAUUGGGGCCAGUUCAAGGUAAAUAAAAUUUCCUACUGAAAUCAUUCUUGUAGAAGCGAUGGUGAAAGGUGUUUCUUCGUUUCCAAGAUUUUAUAUUUGUUUUUUCUUCCAGGGGAAACAAUUAGUAUAUGUGUAAAGAAAGAAUGAACUAUUAAAACAUAGAUGGGAGUGAGAGAGUUUUUAAGAGUAAUUGGGACCUCAAGUUUUCACCCAACCUUGUCUUAUAGUCUAAGAAAUUAUUUAAGCCAAGUAGUAGAAUGCUUGCUGUUUUUAUAUCUUGCAUUCAAAAAAUAUCAGAAAGUAUUCUAGCAACUAACAAAAUCAUGGUAAAUCGGUAUUUUGCAGCGCAAGGCUUUAACAAAAUGUAUCAGAACUAGGUGCUGAGUUCGGUGGACUUUUUGAAUCAUAUUGGUGGCUGUAUUUAAAUUAUUCUACAUGGACUCAUUGCGUUUGCAUGAUAUCAGGGUUAAGGUUUGUUGCCUUCAUACCUUGAUAUAUUCAGAUUUUAUUUAUAGGAGCAAUGUAACGGAUUGUUUAUAUCUUAGUUGUAUAGUUUAAUUACAAAUGUGCAUUUUCCACAUGUGUACGUGCGUGCGCGACACAAGAGUAUGGUAUUCGGAAAUCCUAGACAGUCUUCCAAAUCACAAAAUAAACAAGACAUAAAUCUAGUGAUAUGCUCCAUAUUUUUUUUAUUUUCGUGAAUUCAAAGCGAGUAAAUGGGUCAGCGCUAGAUGUAAUAAUCGGUAAUUAAGUUAUUUGAAUAAUAAAAACAAUUGGCUAAUUAACUGCACUCUUAGAAUGUGAUUGACGGUUUAGCUUUUGCUAUUUAAUACACUUGUUUUCAUGUGAAUAAAACUGUAAAAACAGACUAAAAA